This is a messenger RNA of Siniperca chuatsi (mandarin fish), 2947 nucleotides long. Its product is annotated as transmembrane channel-like protein 7. Gene Ontology annotation, cellular component: plasma membrane. Bases 2 to 2428 code for a protein of 808 amino acids. Gene Ontology annotation, molecular function: mechanosensitive monoatomic ion channel activity. NCBI's taxonomy places the organism in Eukaryota, Metazoa, Chordata, Actinopteri, Centrarchiformes, Sinipercidae. The transcript is spliced from 16 exons. The record is from RefSeq and is a predicted model, not a curated record.
GAUGUGGGGUCAGAGCUGCUCUCGGACCAGUAUCCACAUUCAGGAAGUUGUGUCUGGGAAAAAAUGUUGUCCACGGAGAGUCAACUCCCUGCUGACGAAGUCUCAGUCUGCUAGGUUGUUAGCUAGUAGUAAUAUUACCCAAUACAUAGCCAUUUUUAAUCAGAAAAAGGGAAUGAUGGAGGUCGACUCAGUGUUCUACACUGAUCGUAGUGGAAGAGUCACCAGUAACCCACUGUUGGACCAGCUCCCUAGCUACCAGUCCCUGCUGUACCGCAGGAAGUCAUCGACUGGUGGCACCAAACGAAGAAGCAGCUCUAGAGCGCGACUUGGCUCCUCUGGCAGUGGGAAAUGGGCCGUGAGCACAGUCAGCAGACAUGAGGAGAAACAAAAGAAUCAGAUGGAGCAGAGACCCAUCAGGGAACUAGCCAAGACCAUGGUCGAGAAACGCAGAGACAAAACACAGCGCUUGGAGGAGGCUCAAGAGCUCAGCAGUUGGAGCCAGAUGAGACGAAGCACCCGCAGGUAUCUGAGGAGGCUGAGGGAUGAAGCCCAAGAAUGGCUGAGCUCCCUGCAGCUCUGGAGAGGAGACAUCCACCUGAUAGAGGGGAUGUUCGGCACAGGGAUCCUAUCUUACUUCUCCUUCCUGCGCUUCCUGGUCAUGCUCAACUUGAUCAUCUUUCUGCUCAUGUUCACCUUCGUCAUGUUACCCAUCAUCAUUGCCCCCCAUGCUUCAGGGAAUACCACCUACAACAAGAAUGAUGGAAGUGCGUGCAGUGUGUAUCCAAGCAGCGCCCGUCGAGGUCUGGUCAUCUUUCAUGAGCACAUUACAGAUCUGCUGUCUGGUGGAGGCUUUCUGGAACAGACCUAUCUCUUCUAUGGCUACUACAAGGUGGACAAAAUACACUUUCCAAAGACCACUUACAAUUUGCCGCUGGCCUACCUGCUGGUCACUAUAGCCUACUUGUUUCUCAGUCUCAUCUGGAUUGUUAAAAGGUCCGCCACAGGAUUCAAACGUAACCUGGUUCAGGAUGAGGAUCGCUUUCAGAGUUUUUGCAACAAGAUUUUUGCUGGCUGGGACUUCUGCAUCACUAAUGAGAACGCCGUGAGGCUGAAGAGAAGCAGUUUACUCUAUGAGCUCAGGACGGAUUUGGAGGAGGAGAGGAUCAAACAGAAAAUAGCAGAUCGCACCCGCAAACAGAGGUGUCGCAUUUACCUCAUCCGCCUCAUUCUCAACGUUUUUGUCAUCGCUGUACUGGCUGGUUGCUUCUACAGCAUUUAUGCAGCCACCAUCUUCUCCCAGGAUGCACAGAUGGAUAAAAUAAAGGAGAAUUUCAUUGUGGAUCUCAUCUAUGAGUACCUACCCUCAAUUGUUAUCACCUUGGCCAACUUCAUCACCCCCCUCCUCUUCUCCAUUAUCAUCAGUUUUGAGGACUACUCACCUGCCUUCGAGAUCCGCUUCACUCUCAUAAGGUGUGUCUUCAUGCGGUUGACCAGUAUUGGGGUUUUGCUCUUCUCUCUAUGGUCUCAGAUCACUAAAUGUGAAGGAGGGGCCUGCAUCUGUGGCUAUAACCAUUUGCUUUACUCUUGUUGGGAGACGCGUGUGGGCCAGGAGAUGUACAAACUCACCAUCUUUGACUUCAUCAUCAUUGUCGCAGUCACCAUCUUUGUGGAGUUUCCCAGAAAGCUGAUAGUGAAGCACUCUGACUGUGGCCUGGCUAAGUGGUGGGGCCCGCAGGAGUUUGCUAUUCCUCAGAAUGUGCUAGAGAUCGUCUACGGUCAGACCAUCUGCUGGAUCGGCACGUUCUACAGCCCGAUGCUGCCUGCCAUCUGCACUAUUAAAUACUUCUUUAUCUUCUAUAUCAAAAAGGUCUCGUUGAUAAACAACUGUCGUCCAGCCACACGUCCUUUCCGAGCGUCCAGCUCCAACUUCUUCUUCCUGGGUGUGCUGCUGAUAGGCCUGGCUCUGGCCUGUCUGCCUGUCACUGUUAGUGUAGCACAAAUAAACUGUUCCCAGGCCUGUGGACCAUUUGUUAAUUACAAUACCUCCUGGGAGGUGCUGCCAACGACAGUUUCCCAGCUACCCCAUGGAGUCCAAACACUCCUCUUCGCUCUCUCAUCAGAGGCCUUUGCUGUCUCCUUCUUCGUCGUUACAUGUUUGGCCAUGUUUUAUGUGAUCGCACUAGCUGGAGCUCACAAGAGAGUUAUUAACCAACUAAGGGAGCAGCUAGCCAUGGAGGGCCGUGACAAACUUUUCCUGAUCCAAAAGCUGUGCCAGGCCCAGAGGCUCUCAGCCAUCAAAUCCCCAGUGUCUAAAUCCCAGCCCCGCAGUAGCAAAAGCAGCCCCAGCUACCACACCAGCUUCUCCAACAAUUUCAAUGAAGGUGUGUUCCUGGCACACCCACCUCCUGACUCCUCCACUCAUGUGUGAGGCAAGGUCCUGAUAUUACAGAAAAAAGACUGGACAGAUGAAUUGGAGUUGAGAACUGUUUGAAUUAAUAUUUUAAAUGUCCUUUUAUUUUUUUUUUAAACACUACAACUUGGGAGUUUCUAUGGACCAGCUUACAUUAAUGUGUCUUGUCUUCUCCAUGUUAUUUUGUUGACUAUCUGAUUAUUAAAAACUAUUAAGAAGCCACAAUGUUCAAGUAUUUUUAAACCAGAGUAGUCGUUGCUGGUGAGAUGUUUUUGUUGUGUGUUUCCCUACUGUAUGUACUGUCAUCUUUUCCUUCUGAGAAGGACUUGAAUUAAUAUAACCACUGGAGUUUGAAAAACCUUUCUGAAUUUUAUGCACUUUAAAUGUAUUAACACUGGUGUUUUCUUACAACUUUUGUGUUUACAGAACUGUGUGUUCAUUGUGCAUCUUGUGUGUUUUUACAUCUGCCAUUUGUCUUAUUAGUCACUCUGUUGUUGCAUAAUAAUGCCAAGAACUAAUACAUUUCAAAAUACUAAA